Biomphalaria glabrata is the source of this 1720-nucleotide messenger RNA. RefSeq lists its product as uncharacterized. Gene Ontology annotation, molecular function: G protein-coupled receptor activity. The transcript has 3 exons. Lineage: Eukaryota; Metazoa; Mollusca; Gastropoda; Planorbidae. Gene Ontology annotation, biological process: G protein-coupled receptor signaling pathway. The record is from RefSeq and is a predicted model, not a curated record. Gene Ontology annotation, cellular component: membrane. Bases 473 to 1552 code for a protein of 359 amino acids.
UAAAUAUGGAAGCACUAAUUAAACUGCUCUACUUGUGUGUUUUGUUUACAAGAAAUAGAUGGAUAUAGUUAAGAAGCGAAAGGUGCUAACUUUAUAUGCAGACAAGAUGAAGCAUUAAGCCAGUGUCACAAUUAGCAAUCUUACCAACAUAUGAGUUAGUGUCUUUUCCCUUAGGCUGAAGAUAGUUUCUGUCUAAAUAUCUCAAGACAUAAUUAAAAAUUACAUUAUCUUCUACAAAGUAAUAAAGCAGUGACUAAAAUAUGGGAAUACGCAGCUUUGAACAGAGUUCACAUUUAGUUCAAAAUAUAGUCCCUAAUGUACACAUCGAGACAGAAAGCAAAUGAGAAAGUGGUCUUCAGAGACGUACAACUUAUUGAUAAAAAAUUAGGGAGAUAGAUAGAUAGACAGUCAGAAGGGCGGGCAGACGAACAUAUAGAGAGAGUCGGUAGGUGACUACAUUCGCACUACAAUCAUGAUCAACGCCUCAGAUGUUGAGGCUGAUUCAGAAGCGUACCAAGGAGACAACCUGCUCACAGACGACAUCCAACUCAAGCAACUUCUCACUCUGAUGGUCAGCUCCACCGUCUGUGGACUGGUCAGCAUAGCAGGCGUGGUGACCAAUGCCAUGUGCAUUGCUGUUUUUCUGAAACAAGGUGGGAAAGAAAGUGUUAAUAUCCCCUUGCUGGCCAUGGCUGUGUCCCAUCUAAUCUGUGACCUCCUCAUGCUCUGGUGCUGCCUAUGGAACAUUGUCGUCUACUUGCAAAGCCAACCAAUGGUCAUAGAGCCUGUGGGCUUCAACGCCAUGACUGGCUAUUUGCCCAGGAUCAUCUUCUUUAGAGUCACCAGUUGGCUGAUGGCCUUCGCGGCUCUCCAGAGAUGUGUCUGCGUGGUACUUCCAUUGAAAGUCAGACUGAUCUUUACUCCGUCAAAAACUGCCGUCAUGACCUCGUGUGUUAUCAUUACAGCUUUCUCUGCCCACUUGACCAUUUAUGUCUCUCGAGAAUUGCGGGUGAUCUCAAACCCUGCUAUAAAUAUGACCCAGCUAGUCAUGUUGGUGAUCCCAGAGCUUCUGGACCUCGCUUACAAAGUUAACCAAGUCAUUUUUAUAUUUUUGCCGAUGGUCAAUUUUAUUUUUAUACUUACGUGUACGCUAGUGUUACUCAUCAAACUGAAGAGUUCCUUAAGAUGGCGCCAAGGCAAGCGAGCUACGACAGCCAUUAACAAACCAACCAACGGCGACAGCAAAUCAGAAACCAUCACUGAGACUCUAGGCCAAGCGAAGACUUUGAAAAACGGAAAGGAGUCCCGGAUGACGAAGAUGAUUGCCACCACCACCGCCAUAUUCGUGGCGUGCACGUUACCUAGCAACGCAGCCAUUGUGUACGGCACGAUCGUGGAGUUUGAGACUGCGACGACCGACUACCUGCACGCUCUCGCCUUUCUGUUUGAGACGCUCAACUCGAGCGUGACGCUGAUGGUGUACUACAAAAUGAGCUCAAAUUUUAGAAGCAACUUUUUAAUUUUGAUGCAGAUAUUCAGCAUAGACAUUUAAACACUAUGCUUAAAAAGCGCUAAUGAUUUGUGGAGUUUCUCAUUAAAGCGUUGAUUUUGUUUUAAUAAUGGCACCAUUACACAUCAUACACUACAAAUUAUACAAUACAAAUCACACACUGCACAUUACACACUACACAUAACACAUUAAAUAUUUCACAUAACAGUA